UAGUUCUAUUUCAACGAAAUAAACGUGUCAAAAUAAUUCACUGGAAAAACGUGAUAAACUAACUCACUAACAACGUAAAUAACGCGGCAAAAUAAUUAACUAAAUAACGAGCCAAAUUUAAAUUUUAAAAAGAUUUACUCAAUAGCAAAACACAAUAACUUUAGGUUUAUAAAAUUUUCACUGUAUAAACACAAUACAGUCUAGCUUUUAUUAUCUUCAAAAUGUAAAAGCUAUUUUAUUGAAAAAACAAUUAAAAAUGUAUAGAUAUGAGACCUUAAGAUGGGAAAAAUCAUUAAUUAAAUAUGAGGAGGGGUAAAAAACAUGAGACUUGUGUCCCACCUUAACCAAUAUAAAUAGGAGGGUCGUGCAAUCUAUUGAAGCAGACAACAAACACAACACCAAUCAUUUUCUCAGAGAGAUUUCUUUUGUCAACUGUCCUUAUCCAUUGUCGAAGCUUGAGGUCUCCUCUCCUUAACUCUUUACGUCUCUCUCAAAGUUUCAAUCUUUUUUUAUUUGGUCUCCUUCUCUGCAACCCGAUAACAGUACUUUUCAUAGAAUCUGAAUAUCUCUAUUGAUAAUUUUCAUUAUAGCUUUGGACUGUUAACUUUUUCCCAUUUAUGCAUUCGAUUUUUGAUUUCUUCUUUAAGAAAAAUAACAAAACUUCGAUAUCAUACAGAAACUCCGAUACACAACGAUGAACGGUCGUGGCAAUAGGACUCCUUCAAGCACUCAAUACCAGCAGAAUCCUUUUAGCACCAACGGUGGCCAGAGCACAGGCAUGUCACUGUCUCACCAGACUUCUCCGUCAACACUUUCUCAGGUCCCACCACUGAUCCGUUUUCCAGCCGGGUCACCAGACUUCAGCCCCGGACCACGGUGUACGACUCAGCCGUUCCCUACCUACUCUGACUUCACUCAGACCAGUCCGUCGUUCCAUUUCCAUAAUCCAUUUGCACCGGGGAGCUCUACUCUGUCGUCUAGCUUCUCCAACUAUCCCCUCACGAGUCCUUCACCGUCUGAGUUCCAUAAUCCAUUGGCGCCGACAAGCUUUACUCCGUUCCCUACCUCCUCUGACUUCACUCAAACGAGUCCUUCAUCGUCAACGUUCCAUAACUCACAGGGGCCGACGAUCUCUACUCCUUCGUCCAGCUUCUACUUUCCCCAGACGAGUCCUUCACCGUCGCCGGUGAGCUCUUCUACGCCGUUCAGUCAUGACUCAUUUAUGCACUCCAACCCCGAACCAUGGACGAUACCUCAACCAUCGCAUGUGUUCUCAUCCACGUCGUCAGGGAGCUCUACUCCGCCUUCGUUCCGUCGUGAUUCCUUUCCCCGCUCAUACCCUGGAAAAGGGUCGAUGACUCAUAGGCCUAUACUUUCAGUCCUGCCGCCGUCGCCUGUCUACUGCUCUAAUCCUAUGGUGAGCUCAUCUCCGACGUCAAUCGGUCGUAAGUCAAUCCCGCUGAUGCACCCUUCUCCAUCAGUACAUGUGGCGAACAGAGACUCUUCCAUUAGGUCUAACCAAAAUCUUCAUCCAUUGCCUCCUCGGGUUCCAGUCAAGAGGUCUAACUCCGCCAAAGUCUCCCGCAGCAACACUCUACAUUCAAGAAAGUCUCAUAAACGGACCAAUUCGAUGGCCCCUCAGAGUUCUCCUGGAUCGAGCUACCUUGAGCUAUCAGAUAUGUUGGUUGGGGACUCAAGCUGUGGCGAGGAAGGCUUUGGAGAGUUGAUCUAUGAUGAAGAAGCCAUGAAGGAGUUCUGUUCUGAGUAUAUGAUUCUGCAUAACAAUAACAAUGGUGAUCAGAAUCAGAAUGUUGAUGUUUUGAUGAUAACCAAUACUGCAGAUUCGGGAGGUCCAGGCAACGCGAAUGAGAGCAAGUUUAAAACUGGAUCGACUACUUCGGGUGUCAAGAGAAGAGCAGGGAAAGAGAUUGAACCUUCACGCCAACUCUAUAGGAGUGCUUCAGCGGAUACAUGUUACAGUGACUCGAUAAAGCGUAGGAAUCUACAGGGUCAAGUUAGCAGUUCUGUUGGAAGAGGAGAUAAAGAGGCUGCAGAUGAUCCUAAGAAAUUUCAAAGAAGGUUGGCAAACCGAGCCGCAGCUGCACGUUUUAAGGAGAAGCAGACGAUGCACAUUCUUGACUUGGAACGCAGAGUAAAGAUUCUUGAGAAGACUAAUGCUUCACUGGUUGGAACGAUGACGCUUAUGGAGAAGGAAAACAUGAUGAUGAUGGGCGAGAACAAGGAAGGGAAGCUUCGAGUUCAAUUGCUGGAGCAAAAGGCACAUCUUCUUGAUGAAAUCGAAAGACUAGAGAAGGAGGCAAAGGAACGAGAGGGCGUAGACUACUCUCAACUGAAGCUAAGUGAAGAGCUCAUCGCUGAAGUCAACCGACUUAAGGUGGCAGCUGGUGAGGGAAUGACAAACCCCAGCCAGUUCGACAGUCCAAUGAUGCAGCCGUUGGAUCCAAACAUGUUCCAGCUGCAACUCAACAUCAAUGAGUUUAAUCAGCGGCCAUUGGAUACAAACAUGUUCCAGCAGCAAGUUAACAUCAAUGAGGUCAAUGAGUUCAAUCAACAACAGCCAAAGCAAGAUUUUUCUGGACAUUAGAUCUAAAGAAAGAAGUUGAGGUGCCUUUGGCAAUCCAAUAUAUGAUUGUAACCGUUUAGACAAUUGUGACUUUUUUUUUGUUUUUUUUUUAAUAAAACUUUGUCUUUUUAU
Arabidopsis lyrata subsp. lyrata is the source of this 2716-nucleotide messenger RNA. RefSeq lists its product as uncharacterized. Gene Ontology annotation, molecular function: DNA-binding transcription factor activity. Gene Ontology annotation, cellular component: nucleus. The coding region runs from base 695 to 2605 and encodes 636 amino acids. Gene Ontology annotation, biological process: regulation of DNA-templated transcription. The record is from RefSeq and is a predicted model, not a curated record. NCBI's taxonomy places the organism in Eukaryota, Viridiplantae, Streptophyta, Magnoliopsida, Brassicales, Brassicaceae. The transcript has 4 exons.